Silurus meridionalis is the source of this 6399-nucleotide messenger RNA. It is a transcript of the gene ulk1b, whose product is annotated as unc-51 like autophagy activating kinase 1. Lineage: Eukaryota; Metazoa; Chordata; Actinopteri; Siluriformes; Siluridae. Gene Ontology annotation, molecular function: ATP binding; protein serine/threonine kinase activity. Gene Ontology annotation, biological process: autophagosome organization; positive regulation of autophagy; autophagy. The record is from RefSeq and is a predicted model, not a curated record. Gene Ontology annotation, cellular component: cytoplasm; autophagosome.
UGUCGCGCAUGCGCAUUGACGGUGCGAAGUCUUUUGUCGCUACAAAACUGAUGAACCUGCUUUGUGCGUCUUCUUUUUUGUUUUGUUUAAGUCUAUAUAAAUUAGGCGUUGCAAAGGAUUACGGUGGCGACGCAGGAACAAAAAGUAGUCGCCCUGGACUUCUGAAAAUGCUGCAAAAAAAUCGCACUGAUGUAAUCUAAGCUUUCCGUCCAUGUACACAAACAAAACCGAGUCUGGGGUUUAAGGUGGUUCCAGCAGCGAUUUGUGGGUGCGCAACGGGACAACAACAACAACAACAAUCGCGUCAUGAAGCGAAUUAAAAAAUAAUACACAUUUUCAAAAGCCGCCGGUCUCUCGAUUAAUCGAGCUACCAUGCAAGAAGCAAGGAGGAUCUGUUUACGAAGGCAGCGCCUGGAACACGACCGCGGGCUUCACCUCUGCAGCUGCCUUGACGACGCGGAGACACGAACGGGACGAGGAGGAAUCGCGCGGAUCGAAAGAGAUCCCGAAUAAUAAUCGAUUGGCGCGGGGGUGUGGGGGCGGUUCGGGUUCGGGCUCAUUUUUGGACGGAGAUGGAGACGGUCGGGAAAUUUGAGUUCAGCCGAAAGGACCUCAUAGGCCAUGGGGCUUUCGCCGUGGUGUUUAAAGGCAGGCAUCGAGAGAAGCAUGACUGGGAGGUUGCUGUGAAAUGCAUCAAUAAAAAGAAUCUAGCAAAAUCCCAAACUCUGCUGGGAAAGGAGAUCAAAAUAUUAAAGGAACUGAAGCAUGAAAAUAUCGUCGCCUUGCACGACUUUCAGGAAACAGCAAGUUCUGUUUAUUUGGUAAUGGAGUACUGUAAUGGAGGAGACCUGGCAGACUACCUGCACUCCAAGGGCACGCUGAGCGAGGACACCAUCCGUGUGUUCUUGCAGCAAAUAGCAGGCGCUAUGAGAGUGCUGCAGACCAAAGGCAUUAUACAUCGAGACCUGAAACCACAGAACAUCCUGCUGUCCCACCCAGCUGGCCGCAAGUCCCACACCAACAACACCUGCAUCAAAAUAGCGGACUUCGGCUUUGCACGGCACCUCCAGAACAACAUGAUGGCCGCCACCCUUUGCGGCUCCCCCAUGUAUAUGGCUCCAGAGGUCAUCAUGUCGCAGAACUAUGAUGCCAAGGCUGAUCUGUGGAGUAUAGGAACCAUUGUGUUUCAGUGCCUGACUGGUAAAGCCCCAUUUCAAGCCAGCAGUCCUCAGGACCUCCGCUUGUUUUAUGAGAAGAAUAAGAAUCUCAGUCCAAACAUUCCCAGAGAGACGUCCAGCCAUCUGAGACACUUGCUCCUAGGCCUGCUGCAGAGGAACCAUAAGGACCGCAUGGACUUUGAUGAGUUCUUCAAGCACCCUUUCCUUGAGGCAAGCUCCAGCAUGAAGAAGUCUGCACCGGUGACCCUGACCUGCUUUCCCAGCUCAGGUUCAGCAAGCUCAUGUAGCAGCUCCUCCACCUCACACCUCGCUUCUCCUCCUCAGUCCCUUGGUGAGAGCCAGCAGAAUCGAACCAAAGUGCUGGCCUCCCCUACCCAGGAUUCACCAGGCUCCUUGCUGAAGGAUUCAGCCGGUGGUGGAAGCAGUAAGAACUCGUCUUGUGACACGGAUGACUUUGUGAUGGUUCCCGCUAAUUUCCCCAGUGAGCUCACGUGUGAAAUGCCCUCAGGAAAGGUGCUUCAGGACAGUCUCAUAAUUAGUGGGAGUUCUCUUCUCGCUUCUGGAAGUCAGGGCAAUCAGGCCAAGUCUCUUCCACGUUCGCCCUCUUACAGCGGCUCUGCAGCGCCACCAGGCAGGCCCCCUGAACAAUCGUUGAGUAACUGUAGUAACUAUGGACAGUCCGUGCCCAUUCCGGUGCCCACACAGAUUCACAACUAUCAGCGCCUGGAGCAGAACCUGCACUCCCCCAGCCAGGACAGCUCCCCACGUUGCACUCCAAUGCGGCGGUGCAGCAGUGGCAGUCCUCUUGGUUGUGGCAGGACAGGACCAUCUCCCCCUCUUCACUCAGCCAUCAACACACGCAGACUGUCUAUAGGGGGCAGCAAACCCAUCCAGCCCGCCCCACAGGCUCUCCAGCUACCCGAUGUUAAGCCCAGAUCCAGGCAGCAAGGUUUGGGCUCACGCCUCCACAGUGCCCCCUGUUUGCUGGAGGCCACUGGCGGCUGCAGGCAGACGAUCAGGAAGCAGCACUCGGACCCCGUUGUGAACCCUCAGGGUGGUGCGAUGGCCCUGAGGACCCUGCAUUCCUCUCCCCGACUGAGUGAACUGAUACAGCGCAGUCCCCUACCCACCAUCCUGGGAUCACCCUCCAGAGCUAUGUCCCCAUUCGAAUUCACAAAGCCGCCCAGCUCGCCGAACAUGGUGACAUUUCUGACGCCGAAGGGUUUCGUUUUCCCCUCAUCCGCCGGUCGGCCGUGCCAGGUAGAAUCCGGAGUGCCUGCCGCUUUUCAGUCUGAGGACACCAAGAAUUUUGGGAGGUCUCAGAGCUCUGGCCGCCUGUCAGACAUGCUUCUGAAGGCAGCGUUCGGUGGACAGAUGGGAGAUCGAGGCAGCACGGAGAACCUCAGUGCCGACAGAGCGAUCGACAUCACAGCGCCUUCUGCUGGUGGGACCAUGGUGGUGGGAUCAGGCAGUCCAGCGCGAGUGGUGUUCACUGUGGGUUCGCCACCUAGUGGAGGAACGCCACCCCACGCUUCCCGUUCCAGAAAAUUCUCCGCUUGCUCCUCGAGCUCUAUCAGUCCGGUGGGGUCACUUACCACCCGUUACCCACAGACAGGCAUGUGUUUGGAUGGGUUUGAGUGCUCGUCCAGCCCCCGUUACAGUCUUGCAGACCCCGUUUCGGCCAACUUAGAGGGAGCUGUGAUGUUCGAGGCCCCAGAACUCCCAGAAGAAACACUAAUGGAGCAGGAGCACACAGAGAUUCUGCAGCGGCUCCGGUUCACUCUGAACUUUGCUCGUGGGAUGGUGGACGUGGCGGCGUCGAGAGGGGGCGAGGACAGGCAAGCGGAACCGCCCUCGACCUGCCUGCACCAGCAAGAAAGCGUUGUGGCUGAUCAGAUCAGCUCUCUGAGCCGUGAGUGGAGUUAUGCUGAGCAGUUAGUGCUGUAUAUGAAGACUGCAGAGCUCUUGUCCAAUGCUUUGCACACCGCCAUGGAGGGCAUCAAACAGGGUAAACUGUAUCCUUCUACCACAGUCAAACAAGUGAUCAGGAGGCUAAACGAUCUGUACAAGUCGAGCGUGACGUCGUGCCGCUCCCUGAACGCACGCCUGGAGCGGUUCUUUUCUCGAAAGCACCGGCUGAUGGACCACAUCGACACCAUCACCGCGGAAAGGCUGAUCUUCAGCCACACUGUGCAGAUGGUGCAAGCUGCAGCUCUGGAUGAGAUGUUCCACCAGGGCGAGGCUUCAGUUCAGCGCUACCGCAAAGCCUUGCUGUUAAUGGAAGGUCUGUCGCUUCUCCUCACUGAGCAGUCUGACAUUGUCAGCAUCAGCAAGUGUAAGGAGUGUAUUGAGCGUCGCCUCACUGCGCUGCAAUCAGGCCUUUGUGUAUAGCGAUUCAACCAAGUUCCUUCCAUUACAUUCCGUAAACACGUCGUCUCUUCAUCCCUCUCACCGCUCCUUCUUCUUUUCAUUUCUAAGAAAAUGACGACUGAGAGGCCUGAGUUUGUGGUCACACACAUGACGCCUUCAGUGCACAUAGAGAAAUGAAGUUUCCUCCAAUCGCAUCGUGUUUGAAUCAUAAAUCGUACGAGCUGCAGGCAAUCGCAUCACACCGAUGCUGAAUCCAUGACCUUCUCGUGGAUAUCUUUUAAAACCUAUAAGCUGCACUGUGUAAACAUUAGAAUUUUUCGUUGUUGUUUUUGCGUAGACGUGACACUAUGUCGGGAUCGGAUUUCCUUUAAUAAUGGGUUUGUGCAAUCACCGGUGAUUGAUAUUCAUCAGCAGCUGGAAUUCAUCCUAAAGAAAAAGGUAUUAAACUGUAUUUUUAUCUCGGGAACGGUGCAUCUUCAGUAUGCAUUACGAUUCAUUGAUGUACCUUAAUAGCUUAAUAUUCACACGGACGAAAGGAUCCAUCCUCAAGGAGCUCACAGUUUAAUACAGUCGCCAACAGUAGAAGUUGAAAUUCAUAUUAAUAAUCAGGAUGUUCCGAGCCGCAAAUUUCGCGCCAAAAUCCAAAAUGUCGCUCGUGGAGGACGACGUACGGACCGAAUUGACUAGACACUUUAAUCUUCUUUUUUAAGUUUUAUUUCCUCCCAGUUUGUUUUUCGAGUUUGAGGAAUAAGUUUUUUCGCCAGAUAAAUGUAACAAACCAGGAAAGGGAGUAAACAAUGGGUUACAUCAAGAAGGUGCUUGGAGUUGAAUUUGUUCAUAAGUUGUGUUGCACCAUUUCAUUAAAAAAAAAAGAUUGAGAUUGUAAUGAUGAUGUAAUAUAACAUGUAAUUAUGUAUUUAACAGUUAUUAAUGCAUAUCCAACAUUUCACUUGGGAUUAUUAAUAGACAAAAACAGCAUCACUACAAUUUUUCUUUCCUGAAAACUAGCAUGAGGAAUAUUAUUAUUGUCGUAUUUUGACAUUUAAAACACUUUUAUUAAACGGGUGUGAGAUUCGUUUCAAGAAAUCUAUCAAAAAUCAAUACACUUUUAGUACUGAAAUCAGGAUUACGUGCAAUUUGGAUUGUUUUAAAAGGUAUUUUUAAGUUUGGUGCAACUGGAUUUACAAAUAGACAUGGACAUAUUCCAGGUUAAAGCUUUCUUGGCGCAACCCAUUUUCUUAAAGAAAAACUAUAGUAAUCUUUGUUUACUUAGAACUUCUACAUACCUCCCUGUUUUUCUUUCGUAGUUUUUAUUACCAGUCAGGCCGUGUGUAGCACUUUAGUGAAUGCUGACCACCAAGAUAUCCAAAUUACCCCACCCCCCAAAAAAAAUGUUUUGAAGAGAUCUGAGCCCCUUUUUUUAAAAUCCCCUAUUGUGAUCUCUUUGGCAUUUUUACGUCAUAGAAUGUAUUUAGCAAUCAUUGUUUUCCACGUUUUAAAUGUGUUUGAGUGAUAGAAGGACAGGCUCUUGAGAAAACCACCUUUUUUUGGAUCAGGAGGCAGAUUGUCCAGUGCAUUUUUGUUUACUGCUUUAGCUGUUAUGGAGGAGUCUAGGCUUAGUGUGCAGCAGGCCCUGCGCUGUAAGGCAAUAUCAUUUCCUAGAUAAGAUGAUCUGCCUUUUUUUUUUUUCGAUCUCCAUUUCACCGAUAUACAGUUCUGCGUACAGAAUCCGUAAAAGCGGUCGUUUCUUGUUGAUUACGCCGCCUGAACGCGUUCGAGAGAGUUUGGGACACGGGAACGGAACGACGGCGUUCGGGCGUUCGCUACACCGCAUCAGAGCUCCGACUGUUUCCGUGUCGCGUUUAUUUUUUGUUCCUUUUUUUUUUUUUUUAAACUUUAUUAACGUAUGCUGAGUGGUUUGGUUUCUUGUGUCAGAUAAAGCGUAAAUCUAUUUAAAUAAUGUGCCUUUAAAAAAAAGCAAAAAUUGAAACACUGAAAAGAGUUUUGUUGUUUUUGUCCAUUAUUUUCUAGUAGCUUAAUAGAUUCAUACUCGUGUUUGUUUGCCUUUUUGAGUGUUUUCGACUGUGUGAUGAAGGACAGGGUUUUUUUUUGCGAGUGUGUUAGUGUGUGUUUGGAUCGUGUGUUGGGGGUGUGAGAUUGUUAGGAUAUGCCAUAACUUUAGUCCUAAACUAUUUUUUAUUUACUAGUCAAGUAUGUUUUCUAAUUAAUGCUUCAUUGUAGAUAUCAAUCAGAAGGCCAGUUACAGUAUCAACCAAAUUUUGCUUUUGCAUUCCAACAAUUACACAGAUGUUGGGCUGGUUUUGGGGUAUUUUUCUACUCUUGGGUGAUUUUUUUUUUUUUUUUUUGCUUUAACAGUCCCUUUUAUUAUAUGAAUACUAAUUCAUUACAUGUUUAUUUAAUUGAACUUUGUCUGCUGUGUUUUUAUCUCCUGUGCUGCUGCUGCCACGACACUAACCCUGAAUUAUUGUCUAUUCUCAAGGAAAAAAUUUUAAGGUUGCUUCUCUACUCCAAAUAUGUCCGACAAAAGUGAUUGACUUUCCCCUGAACUCUUAAGUACCACUUGUAAAUAGAGAUUGUAAAUUAAGUUAUUGCGCCAAACAUGUAUAUAUGACAUGCGGACGCAUGAAGAUUUAUUUUCGGUCUUUUUGUUUUCUUUCACCCACCAAAGAGAGAAAUGCUGAACGUCCCAGUUGUCACAAAACCUCUCUCCACUCUGUAGUUAUGGAAUUGUACACAACACACUGUUUCCAUGUCAAUAUAAAGGUGUGAUUGAUUUUUUUUGUUUGUUUUUUGCUUUGAAGGUACAACAUAAAUAAAUGAGGAGAAAUUA